Trichoplusia ni (cabbage looper) is the source of this 823-nucleotide messenger RNA. RefSeq names its product 40S ribosomal protein S5 (gene RpS5). Gene Ontology annotation, biological process: ribosomal small subunit assembly; translation. The coding region runs from base 120 to 779 and encodes 219 amino acids. The record is from RefSeq and is a predicted model, not a curated record. The transcript has 2 exons. Gene Ontology annotation, molecular function: structural constituent of ribosome; rRNA binding; mRNA binding. Gene Ontology annotation, cellular component: cytosolic small ribosomal subunit; ribosome. NCBI's taxonomy places the organism in Eukaryota, Metazoa, Arthropoda, Insecta, Lepidoptera, Noctuidae.
CAUACUGGCAACACCAGAGUCUUAAUGCCAACCUUCAAACUGAAGCGAACUUCCUUUUUCUCGUGUUCUUUUGACAACACGAGGUUAUAGUAGCUAUUUGGCUUUAAAAAGCUAAUACAAUGGCUGAAGAAAACUGGAAUGACGAAAAUGCUGAGGCGGGCAGCAUGGCUGUCGACAGCAUGCCUUUACCGCAGGCCGCUGACAUUCCCGAAAUCAAGCUUUUCGGGAGAUGGAGCUGUUAUGAUGUUCAGGUGUCUGACAUGUCCCUGCAGGACUACAUUUCAGUCAAGGAGAAGUACGCGAAAUACUUGCCUCACUCUGCCGGCAGGUAUGCUCACAAGCGUUUCCGAAAGGCCCAGUGCCCCAUUGUUGAGCGCUUGACAAACUCUCUGAUGAUGCACGGACGUAACAACGGCAAGAAACUUAUGGCCGUCCGUAUUGUUAAACACGCAUUUGAAAUCAUCCACCUUCUAACUGGCGAGAACCCCCUGCAAGUGCUCGUGACAGCUAUCAUCAACUCUGGACCCCGUGAAGACUCCACUAGGAUCGGUCGUGCCGGUACAGUGCGUCGUCAGGCUGUGGAUGUGUCUCCCCUGCGCCGUGUGAACCAGGCUAUCUGGUUAUUGUGCACUGGUGCCCGAGAGGCUGCAUUCAGGAACAUCAAGACCAUUGCUGAGUGUGUUGCUGACGAGCUCAUCAACGCUGCUAAGGGUUCAUCAAACUCUUACGCCAUCAAGAAGAAGGAUGAGUUGGAGCGUGUUGCUAAGUCCAACCGUUAAAACUUUUAUUUUAAGAUAUCUCUCAAUAAAAAAAGUCAGAAAAA